Messenger RNA from Musca domestica (house fly), 1238 nucleotides. Its product is annotated as glyoxalase domain-containing protein 4. Bases 254 to 1135 code for a protein of 293 amino acids. The record is from RefSeq and is a predicted model, not a curated record. The transcript is spliced from 4 exons. Lineage: Eukaryota; Metazoa; Arthropoda; Insecta; Diptera; Muscidae.
UUGGGGACGUCAUUCAUUUUGGUUUCUUCCAGUAAGAAGAAGCUUGUAUCAAUUCAGUUGUUGAUGAAUCAACAUAACUGACCGGUUUCGCUUAAAUAAUUAAAGUUUGCACGAACUACAACAAGAUUGUGAUAAAAAUACAAUAACAUAUACUAUAUACAUAAGUUAAUAACCCUUCACUUUUGUAAAUAAGUGGAAAAUUCUAAGUGCUUCCAGUUGUGAAAUAAGAGAAUAUUGAACUCAUAUCAAGGAGAUGUCUCUAAUCACGGGAAGAGCUUUGCAUUAUGUCUUCAAAAUUGGCAAUCGUGCCAAGAAUUCCUUCUUCUUCCGGAAUAUAUUGGGCAUGAAGGUGCUGAGACACGAAGAAUUCAAGGAGGGCUGUGAAGCUCAAUGCAACGGGCCUUAUGAUAACCGCUGGAGCAAAACUAUGAUUGGUUAUGGUCCAGAAUCUACACAUUUUGUUUUUGAAUUAACAUAUAAUUAUGGUGUGACCAGUUAUGAAAUGGGCAAUGAUUUCGCCGGUGUCGUUUUGAAAUCCCAGGAAUCCAUCGAUCGAGCCUUGGCUAACAAUUAUCCAAUGACCGAUGUUGAUGGCAAAAAAUUACUCUUAUCUCCAGAUGGUUAUAAAUUCUACAUUAUACCAGAACCUCAACCAACGGUUGAAGAUCCUGUUGUUAAUGUUGGUUUACAUGUUACCAAUUUGGCCGAGUCGAAAAAAUACUGGCAUGAAAUUUUGCUCAUGAACAUUGUGUCAGAAGAUGAGACCUCGUUGCUGUUGAACUAUAGCAAUAUGCAGGCAGCAUUGAAUCUUAAACAAAUCUCUGAACCAUUGGAUAGAGCCAAGGCUUAUGGACGCAUCGCUUUUUCGGUACCCAAAGCCCAACAGCCUUACAUCAACGAUGUCAUUACCCAAAAUAAUGGCAAAAUUUUAACUCCACUCAUUGAAUUGGAUACACCUGGCAAGGAAACGGUGCGCGUUAUUAUCUUAGCCGAUCCUGAUGGUCAUGAAAUAUGUUUUGUCGAUGAUGAAGGUUUCACCAAGUUGUCGGCUGUGGAAGAUGAUGCCGAUAAGAAUUUGGAUAAAUACAUUAGCAAGGAUCCAUUCCAGAGGGAGUUGGAUGCAGCUGAGGAAUAAGUGCUAAAUGUUUGAUUAUGAAUCUGUUGAAUAUGAAUUAUUAAGUCAUUUAAUAAAGCUCUUUAAAAGACGUAGGAAUCAAUAAAAUUGAUUCAUGGAUCUA